Molecule: messenger RNA, 681 nt
Organism: Ornithodoros turicata
Lineage: Eukaryota; Metazoa; Arthropoda; Arachnida; Ixodida; Argasidae
Gene: Snapin
Product: SNARE-associated protein Snapin-like
Exons: 4
Coding region: 2-430 (142 amino acids)
Biological process (GO): intracellular protein transport; regulation of synaptic vesicle exocytosis; synaptic vesicle exocytosis
Cellular component (GO): synaptic vesicle; BLOC-1 complex; BORC complex
Molecular function (GO): SNARE binding
Source: RefSeq, a predicted model, not a curated record
UAUGUACAUUGUUUACAAACAUUUCGCAAUGGAGGAUAGCGGAAGCGGUGCAACAUCUGUAGAAGAUUUUGGUGAUCCCUCACCCAAAGAUAUCUUAACUGAGGGUAUAAUCGGUUUACUCCACCCAACAAUAGAACAACUAGACGAGCGAGUAAGGUCUACAAGAAUUAGUCAGCUGGAGCUACGACAGCAUAUUGACAGUCUCGCAGAAGACUUAAAGAAGAUAGCUGAGAGUCAGCAAGUACCAUACGACAUGGAUGCGUACAUUAAGAAGCUUUUAAACGCAAAACGCAAGGUGAUGCUUGUCAACAGUAUUCUGCAGAAUACGCAGGAAAGGUUGAACAGGAUAAACCAGAGCAUAAGUCGUGAAGGGGCAAGACGCAAGGCACUCAUAGAGCCACAAGCACCCACAACGCCAAGUGAAGGAUAGAGUGUUCCAUAUCGCAAUAUGUAUUACUCCGCAUUCUACGUGGAGUAACUGGGCGUUGUUGAAAAAGCUACGAGCUAGUCAGACAGGGCACAGUUUGCAAUCAAAAGACAAACUGGCAACGACCAUGUCAACACCCCAGCUCCAGCUAUCGUGUGUUCCCAACAAAGAUAUGUGAUUUGCAUUGUGCAUGGAGCAAAUUUAGAACUGCAAAGAACUGCUAAAGAAAUACUACAACAAAUGUUGGCACUUUA